Messenger RNA from Trichomonas vaginalis G3, 684 nucleotides. RefSeq names its product protein serine/threonine kinase protein. NCBI's taxonomy places the organism in Eukaryota, Parabasalia, Trichomonadida, Trichomonadidae. Gene Ontology annotation, molecular function: ATP binding; protein serine/threonine kinase activity. Bases 1 to 684 code for a protein of 227 amino acids. Gene Ontology annotation, biological process: protein phosphorylation; mitotic DNA damage checkpoint signaling. Gene Ontology annotation, cellular component: nucleus; cytoplasm. The record is from RefSeq and is a predicted model, not a curated record. The transcript has a single exon.
AUGACAUCUCUUUACUAUGUCGAUAAUAUUAAUGUUCCAAAUAUUGGAGAAGUUAUUCACAACUAUCAACUCGAGAAAGUUUUAGAUAAUACAAAAAACUCAGUGGUGUAUAUAGCAAAAAAUAAAAAAACUAACGAGCAAUUUGCUUUAAAGCUAAUUAAGCACCGUGAAAGAAUAACAGAUAGAGUCAAUACAGAAGCAGAUCUUAUGUCAAAUUGUAAAUGUCCAUUUAUUAUUCAAGCUAAAGAAAUUUUUGAUUACCCUCCCUACAAAUGUCUUGUCAUGCCAUUGGCCAUGGCAGAUAUGAAAAAUAUUCUUAAUAAUUCUCAAAAUCAUCAAUUGGACGAAGAUCUUGUUAAAGAAGUUAUUCGCUCAGCUCUUUUAGCACUUAAGUAUUUGCACGAAAAUCAAAUUUGCCAUCGGGAUAUUAAACCAGAGAAUAUUCUUUUCCUUGGCAAAUCGGAAAAUGAAUUUCUUCAACUCACUGAUUUUGGCUUUGCAACAAAAGUACAAGAAAAUGAACUCUGCAAUGAAUACGUGGGAACACUUAAUUAUGCUGCUCCUGAAAUUAUUUCUGGCAUUCCUUACAAUAAAUCAAUUGAUAUAUGGUCUCUUGGUGUUUCAAUGUAUAUGCUAUUGAGUGGCAGUAGCCAUUUCCCCAUAAAUCCUGAGAGUACUCUUUGA